AUGAUCAAACAUGAGCUGCCCCUGCGUAGAUUCUUCCAUGAACUAGCAACAAGAAAUAAAGCUCCCAUUUUACCCCCAAAGAAGAUUGAAAAUUACCGCAACUAUCUUACCGUACUCUCCUCAUGCAAAGCUUUAAACUCUCUCCUUCAAAUCCAUGCCCGUUUAAUAGUGUCAGGUCUUCAGAAAGACAACUCAACAAAUACCAGUCUCAUAAAUUCUUACCUUUUGUUUAAAGAAUGUGACUUCGCUCGCUUUCUGUUUGAUUCUUUGCCAAACCCAAAUGUCAGAUUAUACAAUUCUACAAUAAGAGGUUACACUAGAACAAAAAAUCAUCAAGAAGCUAUAAAUAUGUACCAUUGUAUGUUAAAUAAAGGCUUAGAGCCAGACAAGUAUACUUUCACCUUUGUUUUGAAAGCCUGUACAGGUGCAUUAGACUUUAAAGAGGGAAUUUUGGUUCAUAAAGAUAUAAUUCUCAGAGGGCUAGAGAGUGAUGUUUUUAUAGGGACCAGUCUUGUGGAUAUGUAUUGUAAAAUAGGUGAUUUAAAGUUAGCUAGAGAAGUGUUUGAUAAUAUGCCUGACAAAGAUGUCGUAGCUUGGAGUGCAAUGAUUUUGGGUUUGGCACAGAGUGAGGAUCCUAAUGAGGCAUUUGGGUUUAUUAGGAGCAUGCAAUUGAGUGGAGUGGAGCUCAAUUUAGUCAGCAUUUUGAACUUGGUUCCUGCUGUCUCGAGAUUGGGUGAUAUUGAUGCCUGUAGGUGUAUUCAUGGUUAUGUGAUUAGAAGGGGUUUUGAUGCAAUUGUUUCGAAUGGAUUGAUUGAUAUGUAUGUUAAGUGUGGGAAUGUAGAUGUUGCUUGCCAGAUUUUUGAGUGUAUGGCAGACAAGGAUGAUGUUUCAUGGGGAACGAUGAUGGCAGGGUAUGCACAUAAUGGAUAUUUUCUUGAGGUUUUGGAGUUGUUUGAUUGGGGGGAAGGAGAGAAUGUUAGGUUGAAUAAGGUAUCAAUUAUAAGUGCUCUUAUGGCUGCUGCGGAGAUGAGAGACUUAGAGAGAGGGAAGGAGGUCCAUGAUGUUGCUAGACAACAAGGGAUUGACUCAGAUGUUUCAGUUGCCACUCCUGUAAUGACUAUGUAUGCAAAAUGUGGAGAGGUAGACAAGGCUAAGCAGUUGUUUCAGGGAAUUAAAAGAAGGGAUUUGGUUGCCUGGUCAGCAAUUAUAGCCGCUUUUGUUCAUUCAGGGUAUCCUCAAGAAGCACUGUCAGUAUUUCGAAGUAUGCAGAAUGAAUGUUUGCAAGCGAACAAGGUCAUUCUCCUGAGUUCACUUUCAGCUUGUGCAGAAGCAUCAUCCCUGAAAUUGGGGAAAAGCAUGCACUGUCGUGCUGUUAAGGCCAAUACUGAUUUAGAUAUUUCAGUUGGAACGGCUCUGGUGUCGAUGUAUGCUAAAUGUGGAUUCUUUGCUUUGGCACUGACUAUAUUUAACAGAAUGCCAUGUAAAGAUGUUGUGACUUGGAAUGCGAUGAUAAAUGGGUACACCCAAGUUGGCGAACCUUAUCCUGCAAUGCAGAUGUUCCAUAAAUUACAGUUAUCUGAAAUACGCCCAGACUCAGGAACUAUGGUGGGUUUACUUCCAGCAUUUGCUCUUUUAAAUGAUCUGGACCAAGGAUCCUGCAUCCAUGGGAAAAUUAUAAAGUGUGGUUUUGAAUCUGAAUACCACGUAAAGAUUGCUCUAAUUGACAUGUAUGCUAAAUGUGGAAGCGUGUGCAGUGCUGAGUUCUUGUUUGAUAGAACUUUGUGUAGAAAGGAUGAGGUAUCUUGGAAUGUGAUGAUUGCAGGGUACAUGCACAGUGGACAUGCCCAGGAAGCUAUUUCUGUUUUUUGCAAGAUGAUAUUCGAGAGUGCUCGUCCUAAUUUAGUCACAAUUGUGUGUCUUCUUCCUGCAGUAGCGCAUCUGUCAGACUUAAAGGCAGGCAUGACUCUCCAUGCUUAUAUUAUCCAAACGGGAUUUCAGUCCAAAACACCUGUUGGGAAUUCUCUUAUCGAUAUGUAUUCUAAAUGUGGGUGGCUUGAUCUCUCGGAGAAGAUAUUCAAUGAGAUGAAGAAUAAAGACAUUGUCUCGUGGAAUGUUAUGCUUGCGGGAUAUGCAGUUCAUGGGCAAGGGAACAGUGCUAUUGAACUUUUCUCUCGCAUGCAGGACAGUCAAAUCAGGCUUGAUUCUUUGUCCUUUAUCAAUGUGUUGUCUGCUUGCAGACAUGCAGGUUUAGUUGAAGAAGGGAGGAAAAUAUUUGAUUCCAUGAGCAAAAGGCACCAGCUUGAACCAGAUUUGGAACACUAUGCUUCCAUGGUGGAUCUUUUAGGUCGUGCUGGAUUAUUUGAUGAAGUUUUGGAUUUAAUCAAGGCAAUGCCAAUGGAACCUGAUCCUGGAGUGUGGGGAGCCUUAUUGGGGGCAUGUACAAUGCAUUCAAAUGUGCAGUUAGCAGAAUUUGCUCUGGAUCAUCUUAAAAAACUUGAGCCUAAAAAUCUGACACAUUAUGCAGCUUUAUCAAAUACAUAUGCUAAAUCUGGAAGGUGGGCAGAUGCAGGCCAUGUAAGAUCAAUGAUAAUUGAGACAGGGUUAAGGAAAAGUCCAGGAUGUAGUUGGAUUUGA
This is a messenger RNA of Dovyalis caffra, 2634 nucleotides long. Lineage: Eukaryota; Viridiplantae; Streptophyta; Magnoliopsida; Malpighiales; Salicaceae. The record is from the annotation of a GenBank genome assembly.